CCCCCUUGCACAGCACUCCCAGUGGAGCUCCCACCUGGCUGGGCAGGGGGCACCUGUCCCUUGCAGGUGGGGAAGGGGAAGGGGACCCCAUCCUGCCUUGGCUCUCUGGUUGAUCCCCCUUCUAGCCAGACCGCUGACCAACACGUGGACCCAUUUGGUGGCCGAAGCCCUGCCAUGUCCAUCCUGGCGGCGCUGGGCGACUCGGAGCGCAUGGCGGCCGAGGACAUCAUGCUCAACACGCGGCAGGUGAUGAAGGGGCUGGAGGCGCUGCGCGGCGAGCACCGGACCCUGCGCCAGCGGCUGGAGGAGGCUCUGCUGACCGAGCGGCGGCUGCUGGACGAGAGGGAGGAGGCGGUGGCCGCGGAGGCGCAAGCCCUGGACGGUCCGGCCUUGGAGCUGCUGGAGGAGAAGCACGACCUCGUCCGGAAGAGCCUGGAAGGCAUCGAGCUGGGCAUCGCAGAGGCGCAGAUGAUGGUGGCGCUGUCCUCGCACCUGGGCUCCCUGGAGGCGGAGAAGCAGAAGCUGCGUGCGCAGGUGAAGCGCUUGUGCCAGGAGAACCUGUGGCUGCGGGACGAGCUGGCCGUGACGCAGGUGCGCCUGCAGCAGAGCCAGGAGGCCGUGGCCCAGCUGGAGGAGGAGAAGAAGCACCUCGAGUUCCUCAACCAGCUCAAGCACUACGACCCCAAGGACACACAGGCUGAGAAGGACGAUUCGGAGCAGAGGAAGGAUAGCCUAUCGUCCUUAUUCCCCAGCGACGAAGAUGAGCAGAGGCCAGGGGGACAAGGACCGAUGGCGGCGGCCGCAUCCGCGGCACAGCAAGGCGGGUACGAGAUCCCCGCUCGGCUCCGGACGCUGCACAACCUGGUCAUCCAAUACGCCUCGCAAGGACGCUACGAGGUGGCCGUCCCGCUCUGCAAGCAGGCGCUGGAGGACCUGGAGAAGAGCUCCGGCCACAGCCACCCGGACGUGGCCACCAUGCUCAACAUCCUGGCCCUGGUGUACAGGGACCAGAACAAGUACAAGGAAGCGACGGAGCUGCUCAACGAUGCCCUGGAUAUUCGGGAGCAGACGCUCGGCGUGGAACACCCUGCGGUGGCUGCCACCUUGAACAACUUGGCCGUCCUCUAUGGCAAAAGGGGAAAGUAUAAGGAAGCCGAGCCGCUGUGCAAAAGGGCCCUGGAGAUCCGGGAGAAGGUCUUGGGCACGGACCACCCGGACGUGGCCAAGCAGCUCAACAACUUGGCUCUCUUGUGCCAGAACCAGGGCAAGUUCGACGAAGUGGAGCAGUACUACCAGCGCGCACUGCGCAUCUACCAGACCCGACUCGGCCCCGACGACCCCAACGUCGCCAAGACCAAGAACAACCUGGCGUCUUCCUACCUGAAGCAAGGCAAGUACCAGCAGGCCGAGGAGCUCUACAAGGAGAUCCUGUCUUCGCAGGACGCGGAACUCGCCUCCGCCCGGAACGAUGAGAACAGGUGGGGCACCGGAGGGAGUUUGCACCUGAGCCAGGACUCCUUGGGGAGCUUCCGGCGCAGCAGCUCCUUCUCGCGCUUCCGGGAAUCCCUUCGGCGGGGCAGCGAGAAGCUGGUCUCCAAGCUGAGAGGGGACGGAGUCCGGAGGGUGCCCCCCGCCACCGGGAUGAAGCGGGCCACCUCCCUGAAUGUGCUGCAUGUUGGCGAAAGACCCCUCACGGCAUCUCCAACCCAGCCCCGCAGCCCCUUGACCAGUACAAGAAGCUUGAGCUCCAGCACUCAGGACCUUCCGCAUAGCAGUUCCACUUAGGAUGCAGCACCGGCGCUGACCCCCAAACCUUCUCCGCCCGAGGCUGGACCAAAGUCAUUCCUCUUUUGCCCGGAACGGAGCCUGGCCUUGCUUCCUUUGCAACAAACAGGGCAGAGACGGUCACUCCUGCCCGCCGCCCGCCCACCCUGCGAGGAAGGCCAGCGCCGAGGCCGGAGGCUAUUCUUACUUUCUCAGGAAAAGGAAAGCAGCACAAAAACACUCUCGACUGCCUUAAAACUCUUUUUUGAGCAGCAGGAGCAGGCCGCUGGCGCCCCAGGAGGACCUCCUAUUUAUUAUUCUUAUUUAUGCAUCAGGGACCCCCACCCCUCCCUCAACUAAUCCCUCAAUAAAAUAUAUCUAUAUAUAU
Molecule: messenger RNA, 2152 nt
Organism: Anolis sagrei ordinatus
Lineage: Eukaryota; Metazoa; Chordata; Lepidosauria; Squamata; Anolidae
Source: RefSeq, a predicted model, not a curated record